Molecule: messenger RNA, 525 nt
Organism: Anisakis simplex (herring worm)
Lineage: Eukaryota; Metazoa; Nematoda; Chromadorea; Rhabditida; Anisakidae
Source: the annotation of a GenBank genome assembly
AUGCUCUGUAAGAGUCUGUUCGUGUUAUGCAUCCUAUCAUUAAGCCUUAUUGGGAAUCCAGUCAUGGCAUCCGUGCAGGCUCGGAUACCUGAUAAAUUUAUGGGUUCAUUCAAGUUGGAUCGUAGUGAAAACUUCGAUGAAUUUCUCGCUUCCAAAGGUGUUAAUUGGUUCAUAAGGAAAAUGAUCCAGUUUGCAUCACUAACGAAGACAUUCAGUGUAUCAAAAACGGAUCCGGAUAAUGCUUAUGAUGCAGCAAAUUUAUCAUCCAAAAAAAAUACACAUUUCAAUAACUGGAAACUAAACGAAACAUUCACUGCUGAAGGAAUGGACGAUAAGAUGCAUCGGAUAACGUUCAAUUUUGACGACAAGAACGAUACUUUGACGGAAACACACAUACGAACAGACGAUCCGAAUGAUAAGGGUGAAACUUAUUACUAUACUAUCAGUGGAGAUGAAUUAGUCAUGAAAAUCGCAAACGAUCAAGUGACAUGUCAUCGUUAUUUCAAAAAACAAUCCUCAUCGUGA